Mustela lutreola (European mink) is the source of this 2135-nucleotide messenger RNA. RefSeq names its product spermatogenesis associated 32 (gene SPATA32). The record is from RefSeq and is a predicted model, not a curated record. Gene Ontology annotation, cellular component: perinuclear region of cytoplasm. Gene Ontology annotation, molecular function: actin binding. The transcript is spliced from 5 exons. The coding region runs from base 449 to 2101 and encodes 550 amino acids. Lineage: Eukaryota; Metazoa; Chordata; Mammalia; Carnivora; Mustelidae. Gene Ontology annotation, biological process: spermatogenesis.
CAAGGACUGUUUACAACCCUUGAAUGAGGUCACUUUUCCCUCCACCCUUCCCAGUGGGCGCUUCCAAUCCCACUUUUGGCCUAUCGAUUCAGACCAGUUAGGCAAGAUAGCCCAUCCAGUGGCAGCAGGGAAGUCCCAGGCCAAACACUGCCAGGCUGAGGAGGACAGGGCGCCAAGAGCCGGGCAAUGGCCGGCCGUGGAGAGGUGGGGGUGUACCAGGAGCCUGGAAUGAAUACGGCCCCAUCCUCUCCUGUCCCUGAGGCCUGGCUUCCAAGGAGCAGAACUGGGAGCCAGCUGAGACUCAGACCCCUAAGCUAGCAGAGAGGACUUUCCAGGACAGGCGCCCUUCUGAGGAUGGAAGCUAUUUGGGGGGGAGUGGGGAGCGUGUGUCACGUCUGGCUCCACACCCCCUGAAGCCUUGCUCAGGUAGCUGUGUGCACGUGGGCACAUGGAGACCUUGGGGUGCAGGCUGCAGGUUCGAGUUCAGCGGCUUCCUGGAGGGGUCCUGCCCCCCAGGAAGGGGCAGGUGCUAAGGCCAUCCAAGCUUACCGGUGGCGGCUCCCGCUCCCUCUGGGCCUGCGGGGGCGGAAGAGCAGAGCAGCCCAACUUCUGGAAAGUGCGCUUCGGGUGGCUCAGCCUGCUCAGGACACCCCACAGCGGCUGCCCCGCCCACACACCCCGAAUCCUGAGCGGGUUUUGUUUUUGUUUUUGUUUUUGUUUUUUUUACCUCUCCGUCCUUGGGGUAGGGGGCAGGGACGUCACAGAGGCGGCGACAUCACAGGCGCAGGCGCCCACAGCCUCUCCAGCGCCCCCCACAGCCCCCAACCAAAGAGCGCACUGGAGGCGGAGGGGCAGCAGCCACCAGCCCGCUCCCCGCCUCCCCGACAGAGCCUCGAUCAGCAUGGGGGUGACAGGUGCCAGUGGAUUCCCCUGCUGUGGCAAGGAGUCAGUGGACAUUGUGGAGACGCAUGACCUAAACCAACAGCAGCCAUUCGAAGAGGAAGAGGAGAUGGAGCUGGAGAAAGAAUUGCUGGAACUGGAGCGCUCUCACAAAGUGGACCUGGACAUAGAGCACGAACUAGAGCAGGAACUAGAGCGGGAACUAGAGCUGGAGACUGGGCUCGAGCCGGAGCCGGAGCUGGAGUCAGAGCCGGAACUGGAACUGGAGCCAGAGCCGGAACCGGAGCCAGAGCUGGAGCCGGAACUGGAACCGGAGCCAGAUCCGGAGCUGGAACUGGAGCCAGAGCCUGAGCCCAGGGACCCUGAGCAGCCGGAGUCUAGGACAGAGUCCCUCCAGCCCCACACGCCGCGGUACACCAGCCUCUGGAGUGUGAGGUCUCAUUCUAGCUACCUGAGUUUGCCAGAGGAGGACCAGGUGUCCACCAACCAUCGCUCUAUCCGCGUGCAGACCUCUAACCAUCUCUUCUGGGCAGACAAACACAUCCAGGCCUCAGAACGCAGCCUGCGACGGGCGAUCAGCAAUAACAUAGGUAAGCCCACUAGCUGCCAGGACCAGAAGUCUGACCUCGAGGAUGCCUGUGUGUGCUGCAUAAAGCAAAUCGAAAACCCCAGUGCCCAGCCAGCGCCGCCCACCGCUGACUCCCAGCAGCUAUCAAACCCCCCACCGCCCUCCUCCAGUCCCUCACCGGGCAUCGACCUGGCUGAUCUGGUCAACUUUGCCUCUUCCUUGGCCGUGGCCUCCUCCAGCAAAAUGGACUUGCCCAACUUGGAGCACAUGAUCAAAGCUCUGCCUCAGAAGGCCGAGGCACCUUCUACAGAUCCCACCCCCCAGCUGGUGAUGGACCAGCCAGAGAAGGAAAAUCUCACUAAGGACUUGAUGGAGAAAACUCUGGAAACUGAGGAGUCACAGAAAGCUUGGAAACAGGAAGACAAGAACGUCUUCCGCCCUUACCUGGAUUUCAGCAAGCCGGGGAUCAAGAGGGCCACCAUAAAAGGAGAAGUGCAGCUUCUCCAGCAGCCGGCCAGGUCCCCUCCUCCUAAAGGAGCCGUGAAGGGCUCGGUGCCGGGAACCAGGAAAGGGAGUCCAUUAUUGCUGAAAAUCCAUUUUAAGGUGUCGUCCCCCACUUCCCCAGUGAAAUGACUAGACAAAACCAGUAAAAGCCUCCAGUGCUGGC